AUGCCAACAACAGAUUAUCUAGGAUCAUCAGCAUCUUUCAUCAAUUUGGGCCGUUCAAUUCUAAGUACACGCCGUGAUCAGGUUCAUUCAAUGGAAUCAACUCAUGGGGCCACAAGCCAAGAACUUGAGCUCGAAGCCUUUCAGAAACAUGUAGCUGAAAGGUUUCACGUUUUAUCGUCUGUCCAAUCCGAUGAGCUUCUCUCACUUCCAUGGAUUAGCAAACUUCUUGAUGCAUUUCUAUGUUGCCAAGAAGAAUUCAGGGCCAUAAUGUUUAACAACGGGGAGUACUUGAAUAGAGCCCCGAUGGAUCGAUACACGUUGGACUUCUUUGAGAGGAGUGUGAAAGCUUUAGAUGUUUGCAAUGCAAUUAGAGAUGGGAUUGAACAAGUCAGGCAAUGGCAAAAGCAAUUGGAGAUUGUGUUGUGUGCAUUAGGCAAUCAGAGGAGUUUUGGAGAAGGACAAUUUCGUCGUGCCAAGAAGGCGUUGAUCGAUUUGGCAAUCGGACUGCUUGAUGAGAAGGAGUCUAACACAACUCUUGCUCAUAGAAAUCGAUCAUUUGGGCGUAACAAUGUGCAUAAGGAUAACAAAUCCUUGGGGCAUUUUAGAUCAUUGUCAUGGAGUGUAUCCAGGUCAUGGUCAGCUAAUAGGCAGCUCCAAGCUAUUGGGAACAGCUUGAUUGCUCCAAAAGCCAAUGAAAUUAUGGCCACCAAUGGACUUGUUGUUGCUUUUUAUACAAUGAGCUAUGUGCUAUUAUUUGUAAUGUGGGCUUUAGUUGCCGCAAUCCCUUGUCAGGACCGUGGCCUCCAGACACAUUUUAAUGUGACUAGGCAGUUCAGUUGGGCAGUUCCUAUUCUGUCACUCCACGAGAGGAUUAUGGAGGAAUCGAAGAAGAGAAACCGUAGAAAUUCUUGUGGAUUGCUGAAGGAGAUUCAUGAGAUUGAGAAAUGCUCGCGUCUCAUGAAUGAACUGACUUAUUCCGUUCAAUUCCCCCUGACAGAGGAUAAAGAGAGAGAAGUAAGGCGGAGAAUGCAGGAGCUUGGACUAGUUUAUGAAGCAAUUAAGGAUGGAUUAGACCCGUUGGAGCGCCAAGUGAGGGAAGUGUUCCAUAGGAUUGUGCGCAGUAGAACCUUUGCAUCUUGA
Molecule: messenger RNA, 1140 nt
Organism: Ilex paraguariensis (yerba mate)
Lineage: Eukaryota; Viridiplantae; Streptophyta; Magnoliopsida; Aquifoliales; Aquifoliaceae
Source: the annotation of a GenBank genome assembly